AUUCUUAGAAAACUUAAGGGAUGGAUUCUUGACAAAUGGACUCUUGGAACUCUAUCGAAGGAGCCUGGUCCUGUGCUCUGACAUGAGGGCUCAGGAUGCUGUUGCUACGAGCUGUUCUCCUGCUUCUAGUCCUGCCCACUCAUGGCCAGGACUCUGAGACAGAAGGGCCUGGAGCCGUGGUUCCCCUGCCAAAGGGGGCCUGCACAGGUUGGAUGGCAGGCAUCCCAGGACAUCCCGGCCACAAUGGGACCCCAGGCCGGGAUGGCAGAGAUGGCACCCCUGGUGAAAAGGGUGAGAAAGGAGAUCCAGUCUUCUCAUUUUCUAGGUCUUGUUGGUCCUAAGGGCGACACUGGUGAAACUGGAGUAACUGGGAUUGAAGGACCCCGAGGCUUUCCAGGAGUCCCAGGCAGGAAAGGAGAACCUGGAGAAAGUGCCUAUGUACACCACUCAGCAUUCAGUGUGGGAUUGGAGAGCCGGGUCACUGUCCCCAAUGUUCCUAUUCGCUUUACCAAAAUCUUCUACAAUCAGCAAAAUCACUAUGAUGUCACCACUGGAAAAUUCUACUGUAACAUUCCUGGGCUGUACUACUUCUCCUACCAUAUCACAGUCUACUUGAAGGAUGUCAAGGUCAGCCUCUACAAGAGAGACAAGGCAAUGCUCUUCACCUAUGACCAGUACCAGGAGAAGAAUUUGGACCAGGCUUCUGGCUCUGUGCUCCUCCAUCUGGAGACAGGCGAUGAAGUCUGGCUCCAGGUGUAUGGGGAUGGGGACUCUAAUGGGCUCUAUGCAGAUAACGUCAAUGACUCCACCUUCACAGGCUUCCUCCUCUACCAUGACACCAUUUGAUGACAACUAAUUAGAACCUCCACUGGGCCAAAUAACCCAAAGUGAAGGAACAGUCUACAUGUUUUCAGUGUAGUUAGGAGAUUAAUUUUAUUACCUAGUUGGAGGGCUCUGAACAUUAUUCAUUCAUUUACUCAUUCAUUCAUCAAGUACUUUGUUAAAAAAAUUAUAUACUAUAUUCCCAGUCCUGAAGAAGACAUGGUCCCUGACCUCAAGGAUCUGCUAUGCAGUAACAAUGAAAGGUUAAUAACAUUUCGUGGGGUGCUUUGCACACAAGGCAAGAGAGCUGACUAACAUAAAGUAUUUCACAAUGUUAUUCUGUAUCCACUGUUUUUCCUCAUAUUCAUGCCGAUCCUGUGAGUUACAUAGGAAAGGUAUUCUCCUCUUUUUAUAUGUGGGUCCUGAGCCUGAGAGAGUUAAGUGACUGCCUAAAGUGACACAGGUAUUAAGUGGUAGAGUUAGAAAUCAAUCCCAGGUCUAUAGACCUUCUCCACUAGACCCUGUCCUUUUUAAGGAGUACAUGGCCUCUUGGGAGUAUUGGUAGGGGGUCUAUCACCCAGCUCAUCUGAGAGCCUCAAUGUUGACCUUCAUGGUGAGUUAAGCCUUUCCCUGGUAGAGCUUCCUCAGAGAGGAUAAUUCUAUGACCAUAUCCCAUCCCAACUGGACUACUAAUGGAUCCUGCAUGACUCUGUACUUCUGCUUCUCUGUGUCUUUCCUCAUGUUCUUCUCUUUAGCUCAGAAAGCUACUUCCGUCUCCACGUGCUGAAAUCCUCCCUGUUCAUCAGAGCCACCUAGUCAGGAAGGUUCUCUAAUGUGACAGGUCUUUCCUGCAAACCUUCUGCACACACUGCACACUCUAUAUAUUAUGCUAGAUAAGAGUCCUGAUUAUGAAAGACAUCCUUCCUCCAGGCCAGGGACAAGUGAUGGGAAAGAACUAGGCUUUCUGCACCGCAGAGUCCCUUUGUGAGUCCUUGACAAAUGCCUCAUGAAGACCAAUCUCUUGAAUCUCAUCUCUACCCAGAACUAACUCCAUUCAGUCUCUCCAUAUAACUAAACUUUAUCUAUGAAAAACUUUUCAUUUUAGGAACUCCUUGAAUUUAAGCACCUAAUCCUUAUUUCACUGGAUGGUUUGAAUUUUUUCUAGUGAGGUUUGGGAUGACUGUGCUUUCCAGAAUACUAAGGAAUUUCCCCUCAAUGAAGUAGCUUCAGUCCACAAUGCAAAACACACAAAGGAAUUUGGAAACCAUUCUUUCCUUGAGCCUGGAUCUUCGGAAUCUAUUCUUGUUCUUUAAGUAUUAAAAAAAGAGUAAAAAUAAAUAAAAAUAAAUAAAAAAAGAAGAAAAGGGGAAAAAAGAAAAGAACUAUCUGAGGUGAUGGGUAUGGUAAUCAGCUUGAUUGUGGUGAUGAUUUCACAAGGUUUGUCUAUAGCAAAUCAUCACAUUGUACAUCUAAAUAUAUACAUCUAAAUAUAUACAACUUUAGUUGUCAAAUAUUCCUUAAAAAGAAAAAAGAAUACAGGUGGUUGAUAGUGGUAAAUAGCCUCCCAGGAGACAACAGCUCAAGUAAUGUUUUUCAAAGUUUUUAGCAAAAGCAGAGUUAAUGGUAGGAUUCUUUAUAAACAGAAACAGGAAACUUUUUUUUUUUUUUUGCUUACAGUUUAAAAUUCUGAAUGAUUCCCUUUUGCAUGUGUACUGCUAAUCAUUAAACCAUUAUUAUUUUCACAUACAAAGUCUUGUCUUUAAAAUGUUUGCAUGUCAUCAUUUUCCACAAGUAAAGAUACUCUUCAGCAUUAAAAGUAGAAGCACUUGAAUCACA
Messenger RNA from Suricata suricatta (meerkat), 2658 nucleotides. It is a transcript of the gene ADIPOQ, whose product is annotated as adiponectin, C1Q and collagen domain containing. Bases 142 to 846 code for a protein of 234 amino acids. The record is from RefSeq and is a predicted model, not a curated record. Gene Ontology annotation, molecular function: protein binding. NCBI's taxonomy places the organism in Eukaryota, Metazoa, Chordata, Mammalia, Carnivora, Herpestidae. The transcript is spliced from 3 exons.